Messenger RNA from Hylaeus volcanicus, 1576 nucleotides. RefSeq names its product luciferin sulfotransferase (gene St2). NCBI's taxonomy places the organism in Eukaryota, Metazoa, Arthropoda, Insecta, Hymenoptera, Colletidae. The transcript is spliced from 7 exons. The coding region runs from base 98 to 1087 and encodes 329 amino acids. Gene Ontology annotation, biological process: sulfation. Gene Ontology annotation, cellular component: cytoplasm. Gene Ontology annotation, molecular function: sulfotransferase activity. The record is from RefSeq and is a predicted model, not a curated record.
CGGAGAUUAAAUUUGUGACAUUCAUUUCGUCGUUGGCUACAGUAGCAUCAACAUCGAUAUCAGCAUCUUAUCCUGCGGUGAACAUCUUCCGACUUCGAUGGAGAAAGAACCGAUCAGUUUCGCUACCGUUGAAGGCGAUGUUGGAGCAAGAUUGGACAAAAUGUUUGGCGUAAAACCCAGUUUUCUGAGGGUAGAACCGAGCCAUUGUUUAUUGCCGCCCCAUUUUGUCUUUUACGGAACGAGGAUACGGGAUAUGGAAAUUUACGAGGACGACGUGUGGAUUGUUUCGUAUCCGCGAACCGGUAGCCAUUGGGCACAGGAGAUGGUAUGGUGUAUCGGGAACAAUUUUGAUCUUGAAACUGCAAAAACUCUUCUGGUCGUACGCAAUCCAUUACUCGAAGCCUCGUGUCUGAUGGUGUCGGGAGACUACGUAGAGUGGUUCGCGAAGCUGGGCGAUUCGGUCGAGAACGUUACAAAGAUGCCACCAACGAGAUACAUCAAGUCUCACCUACCCUUGGAACUGUUGCCGCAGCAAAUUCACAAAAAGAAACCAAAAAUCAUCUAUAUUGCUAGAAAUCCAAAGGACACUUGUGUCAGCUUUUAUCAUUUCUGCAGAAUAUUCCAUAAUAUCAAAGGAAGCUUCGAGGACUUUGCCGAGUUGUUUCUCGAAGACAGUGCUCCGAUGGGUUCGUUUUGGAGUCACGUACUACAAUUCUGGGAGAUGAGGAACCACGAUAACGUACUGUUCAUGACUUACGAGGAAAUGAAAAAGGAUCAAGUCGAGGCGAUAAAAAGAACGGCGAAAUUCAUGGGAAAAAGAGUGACGGAUAAGCAAAUUGCCGAGCUUUGCGAACAUUUGAAAUUUUCCAAGAUGGCGGCGAAUCCUGCCGUGAAUAUGGAGCACAUCUUACCGCAGCAGAACGUUACGGAAGACGACAAAUUUAUAAGGAAAGGCAAGGUCGGUGAUUGGAAAAACUACAUGUCCGAGGAAUUGUCCCGACGAUUCGACGAAUGGACCGAAAAGCAUCUACGUAAUAGUGGUCUCGACUUCGACAGAGGCGUGAUCCAUUACGAUGAGGAAGAGUAACGAUACUUUGAAAUAUGUAUUAUUAAUGGAAAUAGACUUUACGCGAGAUUUAUGCCUAAGGCAACUAUAUUCCUCGAUUAUUACCAACGAUAUUCAUUAUACAUGUAUUAAAAAUGUCUUAUACAAUAUAACGUACAAGUAAUUUAGUUUAAAUGUAUGCAUCAUGUUUACGUUCGUGGGUAUUUAUUAUAUGUGUUUUUGUUGAAAAUAUAUAUAUAUAUAUGUUAGAAGGGCGACGCUGUGUACUUUUUCAUUGCGGAUAUUACAGGACGCGUUUGAAUGCAGUACGUACACUGUACAAAGUACAAGACCGGUUUUCUAUUAAUGGGCAAUGAUUCUUAGAAUUAGCUGUUUAACUUUGUACGCGAUAUUUCGAUAUUCGAUAAAGCAAAGAAACAAAAGAAGGUGAUAAUCAAAGAUUAUCGAUAGAACGAAACUGUGAUUUGUUUAGUUUGUAUGCAAGCGAGGUAUUUAAUUUACAAUUAGUCG